Cutaneotrichosporon cavernicola is the source of this 402-nucleotide messenger RNA. RefSeq lists its product as uncharacterized. The transcript has a single exon. The coding region runs from base 1 to 402 and encodes 133 amino acids. The record is from RefSeq and is a predicted model, not a curated record. NCBI's taxonomy places the organism in Eukaryota, Fungi, Basidiomycota, Tremellomycetes, Trichosporonales, Trichosporonaceae.
AUGUCGGCUCCGUCCGGCUCCGUCAAGCAUGAGCGCCACUCGGCGCCUCUCGGCGAACGCGCCUUUCUCGCGGACAUAGCCCACGACCUCCACCCGCCUCCUGACCCACACCCCUUCCUCGCCGAACCCAUGCCGCCUCCCCACGCAAUGGCAGAGUAUAUCCGCGACCUACGCCUGCGGCUGGUUGAUACAGAGGAGGAGAUCGAGUACCUCCAGGGACGCGUGCGUCGGGUCGAAGUGGAUAAUCAUUACCUUUGCCAGCAGGUUAGCGCGCUCACGGAGCAGCGGGAGGCGCUGCGCGAUCGCCUCGAGGGGCGGAACGGGAAGGGGAAGGGCAAAGAGAGGGAGGGAGAGAGCGGGUGGAAGGAGGGAAAGGUUUACAAGGAGGCACAUUACGCUUAG